This is a messenger RNA of Schistosoma turkestanicum, 762 nucleotides long. Lineage: Eukaryota; Metazoa; Platyhelminthes; Trematoda; Strigeidida; Schistosomatidae. The record is from the annotation of a GenBank genome assembly.
AUUCACAAUAACAGCUUAAACUUCUUAAAUACUGCACAGAACCUUCUCAACAUAUAUUUAGUCUUUUGGUGUUUAAAUGAAUCAAUGUCCCAUCUAACUCUAUCUGUUUGGGAGAUAUGAGACGUUUAAUUUUCUGCAAUCUGAUUGGUCGGCAAAGAGUUAUAAUAAAAAUCUGAACUUAAAGUCCUCAUAGUUUUACCGUGAUUCAUUUGCUUACAGACUAAAGAGUUAUAGCUAAGUUUUUCAAGCUGAUGCGUUGGAAAUCACUCGUAAUAUUGAGACAUGUCAAUCAGCCAAGCUGACGCUGAUGAGGAAUGUCUAGUUUAUCCUGCGAUAACUAAAAAUUAUUCAGAAGUAAAAAAUACUGAUGGAUUAUCCGUGGAAUUAAACAAUACACCACUUAACCCAAGCUCUGUUCCUCGACCUCUACGUUCCACCUUAAAAAAUAAAUCAAAAUUCGAUUCCGACAAAUUUAUACAAACUGAUUUUAAUAACUCAGAAAGAAUUAAAAUCUCCACUGUAAAUACUAGUGGACAAAAAAUCUUUGACAGCUCAAUACACACGAUACAUAAAUUAGACUUUAUGGAGAAAAACGGUACUAUGAAAAGUCAACAAACAACACUUAAAAAUGACGUGGAAAUAUGUGACUCUGAUCAAACUACUCCAUGUGGAUCUAAAGAACAUUUAAAGAGGCCUUCUAUACAACAAUUAAGAAAGUACUCAGUCGUGGAUCCAAAUACUCUCAAAUUUAUAGAAGGUUAG